Messenger RNA from Spirodela intermedia, 5432 nucleotides. The record is from the annotation of a GenBank genome assembly. NCBI's taxonomy places the organism in Eukaryota, Viridiplantae, Streptophyta, Magnoliopsida, Alismatales, Araceae.
AUGGGAAUGAUGGCGUGGCCGGGAGUCUCGCUGUUGAGUCUGCUGCUGUUUUUGCUGCUGCUCCCGGUUGCCCAGUGUGGGGUGACCUACGACAGGAAGGCCCUCAUUAUCAAUGGUCAGAGGAAGAUCCUCUUCUCCGGCGCCAUACACUACCCCAGAAGCACACCUGACGUAUGAAUCUCCCUCCUUUUUUCCUCAAAUACGAGGACAAGCUCUGGGCUGUUGGGUCGAUUUCUGCCGUUUUUUUUGUCGCUGAUGGGUUGUUGUGCUGUGUGACGUGUAGAUGUGGAAAGGGCUGGUAGAGAAGGCUAAGGAUGGAGGUCUGGAUGCGGUGGAGACCUACGUUUUCUGGGACGGUCAUGAGCCAUCUCCUGGCAAGGUGCUGUCCCGAGCAUCUUCUUCCUUCUAUUGAAUGUUCCAUUUCUUCUCAGAUUUUCUAUUUUUUGUCAUUUCUGUGGCAAUGUAGGUAGAUGGUCUUAUUAAUUUUGCUUUCUUUUGUAUAUAUUCCGGAUUCACGGUUCUCUUUCGCCUGUUUAAAUCUCUUGCAGUACAAUUUCGAAGGGAGAUACAAUCUGGUGAGGUUCGUGAAGACAGCGAGGGAUGCAGGCCUUUAUGUUGUUCUCCGAGUCGGGCCAUAUGUCUGCGCAGAGUGGAAUUUUGGGUACCCUCCUCCCGGAUCUCAUCUCUUUUGCUCCCUCUUCAUCUUCUUUUCAUAUUUUUCUACUACUUUUCUAUGUAUACUGUUCAUUUUGUUCUUGACGGAUGAUGGGAUUAUAUGUAGCUAGGAAGUUGAAAGUGAUGACUACUGGGUUGAGAUCAUUCAAAUUUUUUUAUUAAAUAUUUUUCUUCUCAGUGGGCUUCCUGUUUGGCUGAAGUAUGUGCCGGGGAUCAGUUUUAGGACGGACAAUGAGCCCUUCAAGGUCCACAUUUCCUCCCCGUUCCUCUUUCCCUUUUUUGGCCAUGCCUGCCAUGUAGAAGGAUGAGAUAGUGAGAAAUUACCCGCGAAGAAACAGAGAACUUAUGUCCUCUUAUCUUCUUCCCUCUUAAUCUAGAUGUGGUGUUGCAGGCUGCAAUGGAAGGUUUCGUGCGGAAGAUUGUGGAGAUGAUGAAGGCUGAAUCACUGUUCGAGUCUCAAGGUGGCCCUAUCAUCCUAGCACAGGCAUGUUCUUGGCAUCCUCUUCUGUGCCCAAUUCGUUUACUCAGAUAUUACCUACCACUUGUGGAUUCCCGGGGCAAAUACCAGGAAGGUGAAAUAACAAGUCCAGAAGUCAACCUUUUGCAGAUCGAGAAUGAGUAUGGACCAGAGAGCAGAUCACUUGGAUCCGCCGGUCACACUUAUAUGACUUGGGCGGCAGAAAUGGCUGUGGGGCUUAAUACUGGUGUUCCAUGGACCAUGUGCAAGGAAGAGGAUGCCCCAGACCCAGUGGUGAGAUAUUUUUUUAAAAAUUAAUUUUCUAAUCACCAGGGUCCAUAGCUCCUUGUAUUUUAUACCAGAUUAUAUAUAUGCCCUUUGAAAAGCAUCGUUGAACUAGGAAGAUUUCAUUUCUGAAGGAUAUUUUUGUGCUGAAAUAAUGGCACUAGCUCUCAUCAUUUGUCUUGGCACUUCAGAGAAAUAAGCCAAAUCGUCUUAUUUUUAUUGUUUUUCUGCUUGAAGGAGAGAAAUUUUGUGUCAAUCUCUCGUCAUUCAUUUGGACCCCCCGAUUUAGGGCCUAGAAUUUGCAUUCCUUUUUUAAUGGACUGUUUGUAACAGUUUACUUACUGAAACAGAUAAACACGUGCAAUGGCUUCUACUGUGACAGUUUCACUCCCAACAAGCCGUACAAGCCUAUGAUGUGGACUGAAGCCUGGACUGGCUGGUAAGCUUCUAUAAAUCUAUAUAUACAUAUAUAUCAUGGAUUUUAUUUUCUCUAGGAACUAAUUUUCACACAAACCUCAGUUCUUGGUACCCACGAUUAAUUUCCACAUGCAUCCAGUGAAGAACGCGGACCCCUCAAGCUAAUUGUCCCUCCGUUUGAAAUCACAGGUUCUCAGAGUUUGGGGGCACAGUGAAGAAGCGACCGGUCGAGGAUUUGGCAUUUGCGGUGGCUCGGUUUGUGCAGUCGGGUGGAUCAUUUAUCAACUACUACAUGGUCAGAGCUCUUGCUUUCUAAAUUGUUCAGAUGGGUUUUCUGUUUUCCUGAACAAGACCCGUCGUUACAUCGAUAACAGUAUCACGGAGGAACCAACUUUGGGCGCACAGCUGGUGGUCCGUUCAUCACGACCAGCUACGACUACGAUGCGCCGAUUGAUGAAUAUGGUUGGUUGCAUUGCUCAUGUUCAGUACUUCAGUACCUUACAGUUCUAUGCUUUAUCAAGUAAAAGUUUGAUGCUGAAGAGCGGUACUCUGGCUUUAUUUCAUACCCACCAGGCUUUUCAUCACUCUGCUUCUUGCGCAGGCGUUAUAAGAGAACCGAAGUAUGGGCACCUGAAGGAGCUGCAUCGGGCCAUAAAGCUGUGUGAAGGAGCUUUAGUUUCAUCGAAUCCAACUGUUACUUCAUUAGGAACUUAUCAGCAGGUUAGGAAUCCUCUUCUUCCCUAUUCUGGCAUUUGCUUAACAAUAUAACACAGCUAACUGCGUUUUAUGGCAGGCCCACGUCUUCUCUUCUGGGAAUGGAGAGUGUGCUGCUUUUCUCUCCAAUUUUGACUCUAAUGCCGUUGCGAGGGUUCUGUUCAACGACAUGCACUACACUCUUCCAGCCUGGUCGAUCAGUAUCCUUCCUGACUGCCGAAAUGUGGUGUUUAACACAGCAAAGGUACGGUCAACGGACCACUCGAACCAUUUUUUUUGAGUCCUUCAACAUAUCCGCUACUUCUUCUCAAUUGACUUCAUGAGAUAUUUUGGGUUUUUUGUGCCCUUUGACGUUUUCCAUCCGACAAAUUGGUGUUUAGCUGCCAAAGAUCUAUCUUGUUCCCCCCAUCAAUUCAGAUAUUUAGUUCUUCGCAAGAAUCCAUGGACUAAAGUCUUCCAUCUCCAUUACAGGUUGGAGUUCAGACGUCCCAGAUGGAUAUGAUUGAAACCAGGGAACUGUCAUUAUCAUGGGAAAGGUAUGAUGAGGAAGUUGCUUCAACGGGGGAUAACUCCCUAUUCACAACAGUUGGUCUCUUGGAGCAGAUCAAUGUCACAAGGGACAUGACUGACUAUUUAUGGUACAUCACAAGGUAAGAUCAAGACCAACUUUCAUAUACUUCCGUCGUGGAAGAAUUUGACAGGAUUUCAGAAAUCUUGUCGCUCUCUUCCUCUCCUCUGUGCAUGCACUUUUCUCCGUAUUUAGGUGGAAUUCUCUACAAUUUUGUCUCACAACUUUACUCUCUCUCUCUCUCUCUCUCUCUCUCUCUCUCUCUCUCUCUCUCUCUCUCUAUAUCAGUAAGAGAUAAAAUUCUGAAAGAUUUAGCCACCAAGUUUCGAUCUUGAUGGAGUCUGGUUGUUGCCCACCUUGUACCUGAGCGACUAAUGAUUCGUUAUUUAUAGAUAAUGUAUAGCAAUAUAUGUUGUAUGGUCUCUGUUCUCCCUAGAUUUGCAGAGAUUCUAUUAUAGCCGCUAAUUUCAUUUAUUGAAUUCCAGCGUUGAUAUCAGUCCCUCAGAAUCUUGUCUCAGAGGAGGAAAACCUCCCGUUCUCAGUGUACAGUCUGCUGGGCAUGCUUUGCAUAUUUUUGUCAAUGGACGGCUUUCAGGUGGAUUGACUUUCUUCCAAUUCUGGCAGAUAGCUAUUGCUUAUUAUGCGUCGAACUGACUGUUGAUUUCACAACAGGAUCCGCCUAUGGCACCCGGGAGAACAAGCGUUUCAUGUACACUGGGAACGUUGACCUUCGAGCUGGGUCAAACCGAAUCGCUCUCCUCAGUGUAGCCGUCGGGCUGCCGGUCAGUACUCCACACGCAACGCAUCUGUCUUUUGCUUCAGCCAAAAUCUACGAAAUGAAUAAACUUUUUGCAUUGGGCAUUGAGCUUCUGUGAUGCUUUCUUGCUUUCUUUUUAAAGAAUGUCGGAGCACAUUAUGAGACGUGGAAUACCGGAGUUCUAGGCCCUGUUAUUCUUCAUGGUCUCAAUGAAGGGAGCAGAGACCUUUCAUGGCAGAAAUGGUCCUACCAGGUUUUGUUGAUGCCUCCCUCUUCUCCUGUUUCUCACUCUUCUUUCCCUUUUUGAACCGGGUGCAUAGUCUAAUUGGUGGCGGGAAGAAUCUAACGAUUAAAGAGCACGAUUCACUUUUGCCGCAGGUGGGGCUCAAAGGGGAGGCUAUGGACCUCAACUCUCUGGAAGGAACCUCGUCGGUGGAAUGGAUGAAAGGAUCAUUAGUCGCUCAAAGCGGUCAACCCUUGACAUGGUACAAGGUGGGCAGCAACCAGACUCCAUCAAGAUCGAAUCUUUGUGGCUAAAUCUUUCAGAAUUUUAUUUCUUACUGAUGUGUAGAGAGAGAGAGAGAGAGAGAGAGAGAGAGAGAGAGAGAGAGAGAGAGAUCCUCCCCUCUCACCCUCCAACUCGCAUACAGAUCGAAUCUUGGAGGCUAAAUCUUUCUGAAAUUUUAUUUCUUCGCAGGCCUAUUUCGAUGCUCCGGGAGGAGAUGAGCCCCUGGCCCUGGACAUGGGCAGCAUGGGCAAGGGUCAGGUGUGGGUCAACGGGGAGAGCGUCGGCAGGUACUGGACCGCCGCGGCCCCAGACGACCGUUGCGGCGGUUGUAACUAUGCCGGCACCUUCCGGCCACCCAAGUGCCAGACUGGUUGUCGCGCCCCGACCCAGCGCUGGUAAGCAGCGCCCUCCCCUCCUCCCCCCCCUCUCUCUCUCUCUCUCUCUCUCUCUCGACUCUGUCUUCUCUCUCUCUUUUAAGGAGCUGUCUAUUGCUCUCAGGUAUCAUGUUCCUCGCUCCUGGUUGCGGCCGACGGGGAACCUUCUGGUGGUGUUCGAGGAGGUCGGCGGCGCCGCCGAGAGGAUCUCUCUUGUGCGGCGGUCGGUGGCCGGCGUCUGCGCCGACGUCUCCGAGUGGCAUCCCACCGUGAAGAACUGGCAAAUCGAGCGUUACGGCAAGCCGGAGACCCACCACCUGCCGAAGGUCCACCUCCGGUGCUCGCCGGGGCAGUCGAUCACGGCAAUCAAAUUCGCCAGCUUCGGCACUCCCUCGGGCUCCUGCGGGAGCUUCCAGGAGGGCGCCUGCCACUCGCCCAAUUCCCGCUCCAUUCUGGAGAAGGUCUGGUUCUCUCUUUACUCAUUUCUCUCUCUAGUUUCUCUCUCUUUUGGUCCGGGUGAAUGGAGUUUUUUUUCUUGGGGUGUUCUGUGGGUGCAGAGGUGUUUAGGGCAGGAGAGGUGUACGAUGGCGAUAUCUGCUGGCAACUUCGGGGGGGACCCGUGCCCCAACGUGAUGAAGAGGAUCGCCGUUGAGGCCGUCUGCGCGCCCGUAAAUUAG